GGGUGCUUAACGUGAUCUCAAGAAUUAUGGCAAGGACUAGGAACAAAAGGGAGGCAGACUGUAUGAAGAGGGUGGAAGAGGCGGAAGACCGCAUGGAGGGUCACCCUAUCUCGUGGUUGGUAUGGGCCUCAGAACGUGAAAGGAGGCUUGCGGAGUGGGACAACAUCCAAGAGGAGAAGCAAAAGCAAUGGACGGAGGUACUGGAAGUGAAGGGGAUCGAGACACACGACAAAAUGACAAAGGAGACAUUCCAAAAACUCCAACCAAGCCGUCUGCAGCAGCAGAUGAUUGAGCUUAAGCACCCGUUCGCUGAGUCCGCACCCCCAGCCUGUUCCGCAACGGGGAUGCUCCAGUACGCAAGGAUGUACUAUGAGGACAUACUGACGUCCAGACGACCGCAAGACGGGGUGAACGUGGACCUGUCAAGUGGGACAGACAUGUGGGACAGCACUACUUUGAAACUGCAUACGUCAGCCAAGUUGGACCUGGACAGAACUUUCACCGUGGAAGAGCUCUCCCAAUCGCUGAAGUCAAUGGCGAAGGGAAAGUCUCCAGGAGUGGAUGGUCUCUCGGUGGAGUUUUACGCAACAAACUGGGGGGUGCUUGACCCGUUACUAGUGGAACUGUACAAUGAGGUGCUAGUAGGGGGUAAGUUGGGCAAGGGCAUGACGCAUGGGGUGAUCACGGUCAUGUUUAAGAAGGGAGACAAAUCGGAGGUCCGAAACUGGCGUCCAAUUUCCCUUCUAAACGUCUCUUACAAGAUUCUGGCGAAGGCGUUGACCCACAUGUUGUCCAAAUACCUUCCGGAGCUGGUGGAGAAGGACCAGGGGGCUUUUGUGCAGGGGCGGUCUAUUUUUAACAAUAUUGUGACAGCCAUAGAAUCCCUCGAGUUGAUCCAGGAGGAGAACCGUGAUAUGGUGGUUCGCCUUCUGGACCUGGAGAAAGCAUACGACAAGGUAGGCACCUUGCGGAUAAUGGGAUUUGGCGAAAGCUUCUGCGCCUGGGUCAUUGUGAUGUACACCUUCUCCUCGUCGGCAAUCAUGAUUAACGACCAUCUGUCCGCUCCCUUCCAAUUAUCAAGAUCGCUACGUCAAGGGUGUCCACUCGCCCCGCUCAUCUUUGUCCUGCAACUAGAGGUUCUAUUGAACAAGAUCCGGUUACACCCCGACAUUAGAGGCAUCCAGUUACACAACGGCAUGGACUGCAGGGUCAAAGCUCUCGUUGAUGAUCUGUUCGUAGUCAGCGAGAAUACGGUCUCCUCUCUCUCAGCCCUUAAAGGGGUGAUGUGCGAGUACGCGGAGCUAUCAGAGGCAACGGUCAACUGGAACAAAUCCACCUACCUUUUACCAACUCAAUUCUCGCUGAAGGUGGAGUGGGGCAUGAGAAGGGUUGAAGAAGGGGAGGAGGAGAGAUUCCUGGGGAUCUGGAUAAGUCUACAGAUUGAUGUGUCGGGUCAAGGGUUCCAUCUACAAUAGAGGAUCGCUGCACGACUUAGGUUGUGGGGCUCGGCUUGGCACCU
This is a messenger RNA of Chara braunii, 1519 nucleotides long. The record is from the annotation of a GenBank genome assembly. NCBI's taxonomy places the organism in Eukaryota, Viridiplantae, Streptophyta, Charophyceae, Charales, Characeae.